Molecule: messenger RNA, 849 nt
Organism: Bufo bufo (common toad)
Lineage: Eukaryota; Metazoa; Chordata; Amphibia; Anura; Bufonidae
Product: heat shock factor 2-binding protein-like
Exons: 6
Coding region: 1-789 (262 amino acids)
Cellular component (GO): cytosol
Source: RefSeq, a predicted model, not a curated record
AUGUCUGGACCCUUGGAGUCAGAGUUUUUAUUAAUCAGAAGGCGGGACUUAGAGCGUCUGACCACGGAAGUGAUGCAGAUGAAGGAGUUUCUGCCCAAGAUCCUUAAUCAAGAUCUGCUGGAGAGUGUACAGCGGCUGGAGGUGGCUGAGAGCGCUUUGGAGGAGAGAGAACAGGACUGUGAACAUAUCCAGGCCCGAUUACAGGCGACUCAGAAUGAAUGUUUAAGAGCCAAAGAAGAGAAUCUGUCUCUGCUUCUCCAGGUGACUGAGCUCCGAGAACAGAAUGUCCAGCAGGUUGACUUCUGCUCUGAGAUGGGGUCUGCGCUCUGCACAUUGUUGUGGGGAGUCUCUAACAGGGAGGAGACAGUAAGGAGCAUCCUAGGAAUGGAUACGACCGCCGAGUUCUUCAGCUUGGCCGGGCAGACUGUGAGCAGGUUUGUGGAGUCCUUUGCAGUCGAUCAGAAUGAAGACACAGAAGAAAGUCGCUUUGUCCUUGGUCUGGCGGGUACCAUCACAAACGUGGCUGCUGUGUCCUGUGGACGGAGUUUCCUGAUGUCUUCCUGCAGAGAUCUGAUGGAGAAGUGGAUCCUGCUUCUCAGAGAGAUCCGGUCCGGGAGCCACUGCCAGCUGAGAGUUCUCAUCCUGAUGUCUCUUUACAAUGUCUCCAUUCAUCAUGACGGUCUUCUGUGGAUGAGUCGGUAUCCGGGAAUUAUGUCUCAGCUUCAGCAGCUUCUGACGGGUGAGCGGAAAAAAUCGGUGUGCAGGGGGCAUGUCAGGGCAGGUGUUUGACAGCUCCGCCCCCUGUACUGCAGCGCUCUCAUCAGAAGUGACAGCUCCGCCCCCUGUACU